Molecule: messenger RNA, 4267 nt
Organism: Sinocyclocheilus grahami
Lineage: Eukaryota; Metazoa; Chordata; Actinopteri; Cypriniformes; Cyprinidae
Product: 1-phosphatidylinositol 4,5-bisphosphate phosphodiesterase gamma-1-like
Exons: 33
Coding region: 263-4267 (1334 amino acids)
Biological process (GO): phosphatidylinositol metabolic process; phospholipid catabolic process; positive regulation of epithelial cell migration
Cellular component (GO): ruffle membrane
Molecular function (GO): phosphatidylinositol-4,5-bisphosphate phospholipase C activity; DNA binding; protein binding
Source: RefSeq, a predicted model, not a curated record
GGUCUCGCGCAACAGCUCAUGGCGGAGAGCAGCUCUCUCUCUCUCGCGCUCUCGGCUCGGUCUCACCGCUCGGAUCCGCUAAAUCCGCGUCUGAUCACGGGCGCAGGACGGCACGAGCGCUGCUGAGAUCGCGGACACACUGCAUGUCGAGUUUCUGCUUUUACUGAGUCCCGGAGAGCCAGCUGCGUCCAAACACGGUGUCCUCACCCGGCCGGGGAGGCUGUGAGUUAUUGGGAAAGGAACUGAAGAACAAACAGGGGAAAUGGCUGCGACUGCGGGCUUCUCCUCCAACGGACCUGUACCCUGGACGCUGAGCGACACCGAGGUGAACAGUCUGUACCGGGAUCUGGAGCUGGGCACUGUACUGACGCUCUUUUACUCCAAAAAGUCCCAGAGGCCCGAGAGAAGGACGUUUCAAGUCAAGCUGGAGACCAGGCAGAUUAUCUGGACCAGAGGAACGGAUAAAGUCGAGGGCGAGAUUGAUAUUCGGGAGAUUAAGGAGAUCCGCAUGGGCCAGAAGUCACGAGACUUCGAGCGGUAUGUGGAGGACUCGACCGCCCGGCCGGACCAGGCCCACUGCUUCGUCAUCCUCUAUGGCACAGAGUUUCGGCUCAAAGCGCUCAGUCUGGCAGCGACCUCAGACGAGGAGAUGGUCAUGUGGGUGAAGGGUUUGACCUGGCUGGUGUCUGAUACGCUACGCUCCCCCACACCCCUGCAGAUUGAAAGAUGGCUGAGAAAACAGUUUUACGCAGUGGAUCGCAGCAGGGAAGACCGAAUUUCCUGUAAGGAUCUGAAAAGUAUGCUGUGCCAGGUCAACUACAGAGUUCCCAAUAUGAAGUUCUUACGAGAGAAACUUCCGGAUGGAGAGCUGAGGAAUGGAGAUGUAUCAUAUAGUCAUUUUGCGCAGUUGUACCGCAGCCUGAUGUUUGACGCACAGAAAUCAAUGGAGAUUCCACUGCUGCAGAGGCUUAUUGAGAGACCUGAGCAGAAGAUCUCACUGGAGGACUUCCAGAACUUCCUAAUUGAACAUCAGAAGGAGCUCUGGGCUACAGACAAUAAUAAGGUGCAGGAGUUCAUGCUCCACUACCUGAAGGAUCCUCUACGAGAGAUCGAGCAGCCAUACUUCCAUCAAGACGAGUUCCUCACGUAUCUGUUCUCUAAAGAGAACACUAUCUGGGACGUGCAGCUCGAUCAGGUGAGGCCAGAGGACAUGAACAACCCCCUGUCGCACUACUGGAUCUCUUCGUCCCACAACACUACAGUGGCCAGGUUCAUACAGAGGUUUUCUAAGACCAGUUCCACUCGGAACAGGCCUCGCAAGGGUCGAUCAAAGAAGUUGCGUCCUCGUGCUGUGCAUCAGGUACAGAAGCUGGCUUCAAAAAACAGACACAUGAGAGCUGCCAGCAUUGCUUUAGAGGUUGCAGAAGCAGGAGGUCAGCUUGUCAGUGCUCAAACCAUACGCCGCACACUGCAACAAGUCGGUUUGUAUGGCCGUCAUCCCAGAAGGAAGCCUCUUCUAAAGCUGGCUCACAAGAAAGCCCACAAACAGUUUGCUGAAGACAAGUCCUGUGUUUACCGGUUCGUUACGUCUGACUAUCCCAUCAUCCUCUCCAUCGAGGACCACUGCAGUAUUGUGCAGCAGAGAAAUAUGGCCACCUACUUUAAGAAAGUGUUUGGAGAGAUGCUCCUGACCAAAGCGGUGGACAUCUCAGCCGACGGUCUCCCCUCGCCCAAUCAGCUCAAGAGGAAGAUCCUGAUCAAGCACAAGAAAUUAGCUGAGGGAAGUGCGUACGAGGAGGUCUCGUCUUCAACGCCCUACUCGGAGAACGACAUCAGCAACUCCAUCAAGAACGGCAUCCUGUACCUGGAGGAUCCCAUCAACCACGAGUGGUAUCCUCACUUCUUUGUCCUGACCAGCAAUAAGAUCUAUUACUCUGAAGAGACGUCAAGUAAUCAAGGGAACGAGGAUGAGGAGGAGCACAGAGAGGUCAGUAACGCCAUGGACCAGCAUGUGACGGAGAAGUGGUUUCACGGGAAGCUGGGAGCGGGGCGAGACGGGCGUCAGAUCGCCGAGCGUCUGCUGUCGGAGUACUGCCUGGAGACCGGCGCGCCCGACGGCUCGUUCCUGGUGCGGGAGAGCGAGACGUUUGUGGGAGACUACACACUCUCCUUCUGGCGGUCCGGUCGGGUUCAGCACUGCAGGAUUCACUCUCGGCAGGAGGCCGGCAGCCCCAAGUUCUACCUGACGGAUAACCUGGUGUUCGACACGCUGUUCGCGCUCAUCACACAUUACCAGCAGGUGCCUCUGCGCUGCAAUGAGUUUGAGAUGAAGCUGACCGAGCCAGUGCCACAAACCAACGCUCACGAGAGCAAAGAGUGGUAUCACGCGUCUCUGUCCCGCAGUCAGGCUGAAAACAUGCUGAUGAGAGUCCCGCGUGACGGCGCUUUCCUCGUUAGGAAGAGAACAGAAUUCAACUCUUUCGCCAUUUCCUUCCGGGCGGAGGGCAAGAUAAAGCACUGCCGCGUGCAGCAGGAGGGACAGACGGUGGUUUUGGGCACCUCAGAGUUUGACAGUUUAGUAGAUUUAAUCAGUUACUAUGAGAAACAUCCACUGUACCGUAAGAUGAAGCUGCGCUACCCCAUCAAUGAGGAAACACUGGAGAAGAUCGGCACUGCGGAGCCUGAUUAUGGAUCUCUGUAUGAGGGCCGUAACCCGGGAUUCUAUGUGGAAGCCAAUCAGAUGCCCACGUUUAAGUGCACAGUACGAGCCAUGUAUGAAUACAAAGCCCAGCGCGAUGAUGAACUUUCCUUCAGUAAGAACACCAUCAUUCAGAACGUGGACAAACAGGAAGGAGGCUGGUGGAAGGGAGACUAUGGCGGCAAGAAGCAGCUGUGGUUCCCUGCGAAUUACGUGGAGGAAAUCAGCCCGACGGCCGCGGAGCCUGACAGAUCAGCCACAGAGAACAGUCCUCUGGGAGAUCUCCUGAGAGGAAGUAUGGACGUGUCUUCCUGUCAGAUCGGUGAGUGUGUGUGUGUUCCUCUUCUUGAAGAGGGUAAAAUGAUGGAAAGAAGAAAGAAGAUUGCUUUAGAGCUGUCAGACCUCGUCAUCUACUGCCGACCGGUUCCUUUUGAUGAAGACAUAUUUGUUCUUCAUCAGCUUGAGGAGGGUAAAAUGAUGGAAAGAAGAAAGAAGAUUGCUUUAGAGCUGUCAGACCUCGUCAUCUACUGCCGACCGGUUCCUUUUGAUGAAGACAAAAUCGGGACGGAGCGGGCCUGUUUCCGGGACAUGUCCUCAUUUCCUGAGACCAAAGCGGAGAAGUAUGUGAACCGUAUCAAAGGAAAGAAGUUCCUGCAGUACAACCGGCUGCAGCUCUCACGGAUCUACCCUCGCGGUCAGCGCCUGGACUCGUCCAACUACGACCCGUUACCCAUGUGGCUGUGUGGCAGUCAGCUGGUGGCCCUUAACUUCCAGACCGCCGAUAAGCCCAUGCAGAUGAAUCAGGCGCUCUUCAUGCUGAACGGCAGGAGCGGUUACGUGCUGCAGCCGUCGAUCAUGAGAGACGACACCUUCGACCCGUUUGACCGGCACUCUCUGAGAGGAGUGGAGCCCAUCACAGUCUGCAUAGAGGUUUUGGGAGCACGCCAUCUGCCCAAACACGGUCGAGGUAUCGUUUGCCCUCUCAUCGAGAUCGAAGUUUGUGGAGCAGAAUAUGACAAUGCCAAGCAGAGGACGGACUCUGAAGCGGACAACGGUCUGAACCCCACCUGGCCCAGGAAACCCUUCCGAUUCACCGUGUGCAAUCCUUCCUUUGCCUUCCUGCGCUUCGUGGUCUAUGAAAUCGACAUGUUCAACGACCAGAACUUUCUCGCCCAGGCAACGUUCCCCAUCAACUGCCUCAAAACCGGCUACCGGUCUGUCCCGCUCAAGAACAGCUACAGUGAGGAUCUGGAGUUGGCGUCCCUGCUGGUGCACAUGGACAUCGUCAGAGGAAGGCAUGAGAACGGCGAGAUGUUGAGUCCCUUGUCGGCGGCGGGGGCCAUAGCCAUGCAGGUGGGCCGGGAGCGUACGGGGGACACCAGCUCCGUCUCCUCCACAUCCCCCCUGCCCUCGUCUCCGGGCCAGGCGCUGGGAUACCAUGGGCGGGAGGGCUCGUUCGAGGCCCGCUACCAGUCACCACUGGAGGACUUCAGAGUGUCCCAGGAGACGCUGCUGGACAACGAGAGCAGGAGGUACGCUUGGCGUGUCAAUGGUCCAUUUGAGAGAUAG